AACUUUGUUGUUUUCACUAAGUGCAAAUCGAAGCACAUUUGCGGCGGUCGUGAAAUAAUCCGAUUAAAUCGCGUUUAAUUAGCAUUUAAAUUAUGGUGUUCACAUCGGUCGUGAAUUUCGUGCGUGCGCGCGGUCCGGACGAGUUCUGGCGAAAGCGCAAAAUCUUCAAACUGGCCGCGCACUACAUGGGACGGCCCCGGAACUGCUACGGGAUUACGAUUCGCAGCGUGCACCGGGCGUUGGCGUACGCCACGAAGGGGCGAGCUUUGAAGAAGCUGGAUAUGCGUGAGCUGUGGACGCAGCGGAUAAAUGCGGGCUGUGAGCAGCAUGGGCUGCAGUAUCCGGCGUUUCAGGACGGGUUGUACCGGAAUGAUGUGUUGUUGAACAAGAAAGUACUAGCGGAUUUGGCCAUUUGGGAACCGAGAACGUUCGAGGCGUUGGCACGGAUCAGUGAGCAGUUUCCAGAGGAAGACCAGGGGUCGUCAACGAAAAAGUAAGCAAUAAAACAAUGGUAGUGUAAAUAAGA
Culex pipiens pallens (northern house mosquito) is the source of this 526-nucleotide messenger RNA. It is a transcript of the gene mRpL20, whose product is annotated as 39S ribosomal protein L20, mitochondrial. Lineage: Eukaryota; Metazoa; Arthropoda; Insecta; Diptera; Culicidae. Gene Ontology annotation, cellular component: ribosome. The record is from RefSeq and is a predicted model, not a curated record. Gene Ontology annotation, molecular function: structural constituent of ribosome; rRNA binding. Bases 93 to 497 code for a protein of 134 amino acids. Gene Ontology annotation, biological process: ribosomal large subunit assembly; translation. The transcript has 4 exons.